This is a messenger RNA of Lolium rigidum, 1023 nucleotides long. Its product is annotated as cationic peroxidase 1-like. The transcript has 2 exons. The record is from RefSeq and is a predicted model, not a curated record. The coding region runs from base 1 to 1023 and encodes 340 amino acids. Gene Ontology annotation, biological process: response to oxidative stress. Gene Ontology annotation, molecular function: heme binding; peroxidase activity. NCBI's taxonomy places the organism in Eukaryota, Viridiplantae, Streptophyta, Magnoliopsida, Poales, Poaceae. Gene Ontology annotation, cellular component: plant-type cell wall; plasmodesma.
AUGGCGACGAAGCUCAGUACCCGCGCCAUCCUGUUGUCUCUCUUCCUGGGGCUCGCCGUCUUCGCCGGGAAGCCUGUAGCGACCCACGGCGGCGGCACCAAGGACGCCGUUGCGGACAACGUUAGGAAGAUAGUGGCCACGGCCAUCCAGGACAACCCCGGCGUCGGCCCCGCCCUCAUCCGGCUGCUCUUCCAUGACUGCUGGGUCCAAGGUUGCGACGGGUCGGUGCUCCUGGACGGCAGCAAGACGGAGAAGGCGGCGAAGAACAACAUCGGCCUCGACGGCUUCGCCGUGAUUGACGAGAUCAAGGCCAAGGUAGGCGAGGAUGUCUCCUGCGCCGACAUCGUCAUCCUCGCCGCCCGCGACGCGACCUUCAUCGUCAGCCGCGGCAAGAUCGACUACAACGUAACGAUGGGCCGCAUGGACGGCGUCAAAUCCUCGGCCGCCGCUGCCGACGCCGUCCUCCCUCCUUCCACCUUCAACAUCACCCAGCUCAAGGCCAACUUCGCCGCUAAGGGCUUCAACACCCGAGAGCUCGUCGCCCUCUCCGGUGCGCACGCCGUCGGCGUCGCCCACCGCUCAUCUUUCCAGGACCGGCUCGACAACGCCACCGCAACGCCCAUCGUUCCCAAGUACAGCAAGGCACUCACCGAUGACGUCGAGAAGCAGAAGAAGCUGCAGGGGACGCAGGACCCGAUCGAGCCGAACAACAUCCGCGACAAGGAGCUCGCCUUCCGGAACGCGUCCGGCUACGACGACACAGGAGUGGACACGUCCAAGGCAGCGAGGGGCGUGCUGGACAACAGCUAUUACCACGCCAACCUCCAGAACAAGGUGCUCUUCAGAUCCGACUGGGAGCUGCGCAACGACACCACCGGCGUUGCCGGGGGUGUCAUGGCAACGUUUGAGGCCAACGCCAACAAGUGGUUCCUGCAGUUUGGGAAUGCCAUGGCCAAGCUCAGCAAGCUCCCUGCCGAUGGCACGCGUUUCGAGAUCAGGAAGAACUGCAGAAAAAACAACUAG